UCUCUUGGAAGUAUAUAUGCAAGAACGGAUGAUAAAAAUGGGGCAGAGAAAAUUCAAUCUAAAAUUCUUCAACAGGAAAGAGGACUUCAAGAUACCUGGCAUGAAUGACAUCUAUUCAGAGAAGCCAAGAGAGUGUAUAGAGCACUUCAAAACACCUGGUGUGGAUGCCAUUUAUCCAGCGAAGCUAAAGGGACAUGGAAACCCACUUAGAGAAAUCAUUUGCCUCGCCCUCUCAGAAAGCCUCUUUCUAAUUAACGAAACGAUUAAGCCUCUUAGACUUUCCUCAAUGGAUGCCAUGAAAGAAUUUUUUUCUGCGAAGUCCUUAUACGAAUACCAAUCGUAAGAUGAUUAUAUUCCACUAAUGUUUUAAUUAUGUAUAAGUGCUUGUACCGAUUGAAAUGUUCUGUGAAAAUCGAUUCGGGUAAACGGAAUCAA
Hermetia illucens (black soldier fly) is the source of this 435-nucleotide messenger RNA. RefSeq lists its product as uncharacterized. The record is from RefSeq and is a predicted model, not a curated record. Lineage: Eukaryota; Metazoa; Arthropoda; Insecta; Diptera; Stratiomyidae. The transcript is spliced from 2 exons. Bases 17 to 343 code for a protein of 108 amino acids.